CGCCAUUUUCGAUUAGCAAAACAUUCUAAUUUCCAUCCUAAGUGAAGUAGUCCAUAUUACAGCUACGAUUGUGGAUAUUAUCGUUUGAAGUCCAAAUGGAUAAUAGCCAGAAGCGUAAGGUAGACUUCGAUGAAGCCAGCUCGUCUAAACGAUCUCGUAAUGACGAUGAUUUCAAGGGAGUUCAACCAAGUCGAUUCGAAAAUGAACUUGCAUCGCUUCAAGACACUGAUACGACAAAGGAUAGCAAUAGAGGCAAUCCUAAAGCAAAAUGGAAAAGACCCCCUGUACCUAGUAUAGACCCUAAACAGGAUUCUAUUGUCUUCCAACAACUUGAUGUGGAAAAUUACGUUGGUUCUCCAAUGGCUGGUAUGCCAGGAUCAAAAGUUGGUCCAGUACCAAUCAUCCGUAUGUUUGGCGUUACCAUGGAAGGUAACAGCGUCCUCUGCCACAUCCAUGGGUUCGUGCCGUACCUCUUCGUACCAGCACCUCCAGGAUUCACAGAGGACCAGUGUGACAUGUUUAGAGAUGCGCUCAAUAGAACAGUAUUGUGUGAUAUGAGAUCCAACAAGGAUAAUGUUUCACAGGCUGUUCUUGCAGUUGACUGUGUGAUAAAAGAGAGCAUCUAUGGUUUUCAUGGUAACAAGAAGAUCCCAUUCCUGCGCGUUACUGUGGCAUUACAAAAGCUAAUUGCACCCUGUAAGAGAAUUCUUGAAUGUGGAUUCAAGUUUGGAUCAUAUCCCGAGCGAGGCUACUCAACGUAUGAAAGUAACAUUGACUUUGAGGUUCGUUACAUGGUUGAUUCUGAUGUUGUUGGGUGCAAUUGGAUUGAAGUGCCUGCUGGGAAGUACAGGGUCCGUGCGCCGCACAUGACUUCAUGUGUCAGUGAUGAAAAGCCCACAUCUCGAUGUCAAAUUGAGAUUGAUGUGGCCUGGGAUGAGAUUACCAGUCAUCCUCCAGAAGGUGAAUGGUCCAAGAUUGCUCCUGUCCGUAUUCUCAGCUUCGAUAUUGAGUGUGCAGGCCGUAAGGGAGUUUUCCCAGAGCCAGAAAAAGACCCUGUCAUUCAGAUAGCCAACAUGGUCGUACGGCAAGGAGAGAAAGAUCCAUUCAUUAGAAAUGUGUAUACCCUUGGUGGCUGUUCUCCUAUUGUUGGUUCUCAUGUGAUGUCGUUUGAUAAGGAAGCUGAACUUCUAAAGAGUUGGAGUGAGUUUGUACAAGAAGUAGACCCAGAUUUAAUCACCGGUUAUAAUAUCGUCAAUUUCGAUUUGCCGUACUUGAUAAACAGAGCAGCAACCCUCAAGGUCAGCACCUUCCCUUUUCUUGGACGAAUAACAGAGGAUAGAAGCACCAUAACCACUACCACAUUUCAGUCCAAGGCGUACGGAAAGCGAGAGAAUAAAGUCAUCAACAUUGCUGGAAGAAUUCAGUUUGAUUUACUUCAUAUUCUGCUGCGUGAAUACAAGCUGAGGUCAUAUACUCUCAAUGCUGUCAGUUUUCACUUCUUGCAAGAGCAGAAGGAAGAUGUACAGCAUAAUAUCAUAUCUGAUCUUCAGCAUGGCAAUGACCAGACUCGUCGUAGACUAGCCAUAUACUGUAUGAAGGAUGCCAUCUUACCUCUGCGGCUUCUCGAUAAACUAAUGUGCGUUAUUAACUACAUGGAGAUGGCUCGUGUGACUGGUGUUCCCUUCAGCUACCUGCUCUCUCGUGGUCAGCAGAUUAAAGUCAUCUCUCAGCUUCUGAGAAAGACCAAAGAACAAGAUCUCCUGAUUCCAGCCCAUAAAGUAGAUGCAGGAGAAGAAUCGUAUGAGGGAGCUACUGUUAUCGAACCCAAUAGAGGGUAUUACAGUGUCCCCAUAGCAACUCUUGAUUUCUCUUCACUAUAUCCGUCAAUCAUGAUGGCUCACAACCUGUGCUACACAUCCCUACUUCAUCCUUCACAAGUAAAAGAUAUGCCACCAGACCAGUUCAUCAAGACACCAUCUGGUAACUACUUUGUGAAGAGUUCCAUCAGGAAAGGUCUCUUGCCAGAAAUCCUUGAACAUCUGCUGUCGGCAAGAAAAAAGGCAAAAGCAGACUUGAAGAAGGAAACAGAUCCAUUCAAAAAGAAGGUGUUGGAUGGACGUCAGCUGGCUUUGAAGAUCAGUGCCAAUUCUGUGUAUGGUUUUACUGGUGCACAGGUCGGCAAGCUCCCAUGUCUGGAAAUCUCACAGAGUGUGACAGCUUUUGGUAGAAUGAUGAUCGAAAGAACAAGAGAACUUGUUGAAGACAAGUAUAAAAUUGCAAAUGGCUACAAAUAUGAUGCCAAGGUUAUCUAUGGAGAUACAGAUUCAGUCAUGGUUCGUUUUGGGGUUGAUACUGUAGCAGAAAGUAUGGAACUUGGUAACGAAGCUGCUCAAUAUGUAUCUGGGCACUUUGUUUCUCCAAUCAAACUGGAAUUCGAGAAGGUUUAUUUUCCAUACUUGCUGAUCAACAAGAAGAGAUAUGCAGGGCUGUACUUCACUAAAGCAGACAAGCAUGACAAGAUGGAUUGUAAAGGAAUCGAAACUGUGCGGCGUGAUAACUGUCCUCUGGUGUCUAACCUCAUUGGUUCUUGCCUGAAGAAGCUCUUGAUUGGCAGGGAUCCCCAAGGUGCAAUAGAAUACACCAAACAAAUCAUCUCAGAUUUGUUAUGCAAUCGUAUCGAUAUCUCACAACUCGUUAUCACUAAAGAGCUCACCAAAACUGGAGACGAAUACGCAGCCAAGCAGGCACAUUCUGAACUAGCUGCAAGGAUGCGUAAGCGAGACCCUGGCUCUGCCCCCAAGCUGGGUGAUCGAGUACCGUACGUCAUCAUUGCUGGAUCUAAAGGAGCAAAAGCUUAUGAAAAGGCUGAGGACCCCAUAUAUGUACUAGAGAACAACGUCCCAAUAGACACACAGUAUUACCUGGAGAAUCAACUGUCCAAACCGUUACUGAGAAUAUUUGAACCAAUACUUGGAGAAGCCAAGGCAGCCUCUGUGUUAUUAAAGGGAGAACACACACGCACCAAGACAAUAGUCACAUCUACCGUCGGAAAACUCUCCAUGUUUACCAAGAAGCGAAGUACUUGUAUUGGAUGCAAGAGUAGCUUGGACGACGAAAAUGCUGCUGUUUGCAAGCACUGCAAGACUCGUGAAUCAGACCUUUACCAGAAAGAAGUUGGCCACCUCAAGACCUUGGAAGAAAGAUUUGCCAGGUUAUGGACACAAUGUCAGAACUGUACGGGAAGUUUACACCAAGAUGUACUCUGCACAAGUCGUGACUGCCCAAUCUUCUACAUGAGAACAAAAGUACAAAAGGACCUCUUGAAUCAAGACAAACUCGUCAGUCGUUUUGGCGUAUUUGAGUGGUAAACAAGACAACGUUACCACACCGUUGUACUGCUUGGGAAAGAAUGUCCAGCGAUGAAAAAUAUCUGGCGACUUCGUAUAGUGAAUGGGUUGAAAAUAUCUGAAGAAACUGCUUAGGAAAAUGCGUUAGAAAUAAACACAUGUUCUGUGCACACAACGCGCUAAAAUUCAUCAUUCUUGUAUACAUAAAAGAAACGACAAAAACUCACAUCUUAAAGCAAGCUAUGGCAGCUUUCAAUUUAAUAUUCCUUUCUUUGAUUUUAUUUUUACACCAAGGUAUGUUCUGUCGUAGUGUAGUUGUGAAAAAGUUGGGAUGUCUUUUGACGUAGUUUGGUAUGAAAAUAAAAUAUUUUGGUCGCACA
Molecule: messenger RNA, 3727 nt
Organism: Actinia tenebrosa (Australian red waratah sea anemone)
Lineage: Eukaryota; Metazoa; Cnidaria; Anthozoa; Actiniaria; Actiniidae
Product: DNA polymerase delta catalytic subunit
Biological process (GO): base-excision repair, gap-filling; DNA replication proofreading; nucleotide-excision repair, DNA gap filling
Cellular component (GO): delta DNA polymerase complex
Molecular function (GO): 3'-5'-DNA exonuclease activity; nucleotide binding; DNA binding
Source: RefSeq, a predicted model, not a curated record